This is a messenger RNA of Siniperca chuatsi (mandarin fish), 3910 nucleotides long. It is a transcript of the gene slc46a3, whose product is annotated as solute carrier family 46 member 3. Gene Ontology annotation, biological process: vacuolar transmembrane transport. The transcript is spliced from 6 exons. Gene Ontology annotation, cellular component: lysosomal membrane. Bases 173 to 1606 code for a protein of 477 amino acids. The record is from RefSeq and is a predicted model, not a curated record. Gene Ontology annotation, molecular function: transmembrane transporter activity. Lineage: Eukaryota; Metazoa; Chordata; Actinopteri; Centrarchiformes; Sinipercidae.
AAUCGUAUAUGGUGAGGGGCGGGACCUCAGUGUUUCAUAAUAACCCCGUGCACGUCUGUAUAAAACAAGAGCUCCUACUAAUCUCGUAUAAACAAUGUUUUGCAGGGGUUAAUUUAUUGGUUACAACAUGAUCCAAGCGACUAUUUAAAAGGGAAUCCUGCAGCCCCUCAAAAUGAAGGGUCUUUUCCUCGUGGAGCCGGUGGUUGCCCUGUACGCUUUCUCCAGUUUUCUCAUCUAUCCUCUCGUGCAGCAGUAUGUGUACCGGAGGCUCUGGCAGCAGCUGACAAAUACCACCUAUCCCAUCUCUGAUAACAACUCCAGAUGUGCAGCAAACAGCAGCAGCAAUCAUUCAAGCUACCAUGAGGUGGUACAGAGGCAGGCAUCUCUCUUCUCCCUUUACACAGAGCUCUUCUCCACAAUCCCCUCUUUGGUUGUCACUCUCAUGCUUGUGGCCUAUAGUGACCGGGGAGGACGCAAGGUCACAAUCAUCAUGCCUUUGAUUGGCUCGUUGAUCUACACCUUGGCCUUCCUGACAGUGUCCUACUUUGAGCUCAACAUUUACUUGCUCAUUGGCUCCUCGCUUCUCAGUUCUCUGUUUGGCGGCUUGGGCACAUUUCUGGGGGGCUGUUUCGCCUACAUAGCAGAUUUGUGUGAGGAUGGUCAUCAGAAGACGCUGCGCAUGGCUGGACUGGACAUGAUGAUUGGCCUGUUGUCUGGGGUGGCAUCAAUAUCAACAGGCUACUUUCUGAGAGCUGCGGGCUUUAACUGGCCUUUUGUAACCUCUGCACUGUGUCAGUGUAUGAUCCUGCUCUAUGCAAUUUUCAUCCUUGAAGAGACUGUGAAGAAGGCUCCCACUGAUGCCAUAAUUCUAGAUGGGUCUCCUCAGCGUUCAGCCUUGAAACAGAUGAUCUAUGGGGUCUACCAGAUGUUUGCAGGGGCCAGCUGCAGGUGUAAAACUGUCUUGGUCCUUCUGAUGCUCAUCUUCACCAGCUUCUCCUUUGCCUAUGUGGGUGGGAUCUCGUUGGUGACACUAUAUGAGCUCAAUGAGCCACUGUGCUGGACUGAGAUUUUGAUUGGCUACGGCUCAGCACUGUCCACCACUGUGUUCCUGGUCAGUUUUGUGGGAGUGUCAGCGUUCACUUACUGUGGUGUGCCACAGCUGCUCAUUGUCCUGAUGGGGAUCCUGUCCGUCAUAUCAGGCAUGGUCCUGCUGGCGUUUGCUAAGACCACUUUACUGAUGUUUAUAGUGAGGGUCCCAAUGCUUCUGUCUAUCAUGCCUUUCCCUGUUCUACGCUCCAUGAUGUCAAAAAUCAUCUCAAAGUCUGAGCAGGGAGCCCUGUUUGCCUGUCUUUCCUUUCUGGAGAGUUUAACUAACAAUGUAUCGAGUGCAGUUUUCAACAGUGUCUACGCUGCUACGGUGGCAUGGUACCCUGGCUUCAUCUUCCUGUUGUCUGCAGGACUCUGUGUCAUCCCUUUGUUUCUUCUAGGGGUGGUGGGUCUGAGAGGAGUGGAUGUUGCCAAAGAGGUCAAAAAGCCAGAGCCUUACAUCUCAGGGGAGGAGGAUCCUGUUGAAGAUCAGAACGAAAACAGUCCUCUUCUUAGCUGAGCCACAUAGACUGCCAAAACCUCACCAGCACUUUAAAAAAAAUAUUCUGUAGUCAUUAAUUCUAAGAUAAUUUUUUCAAAAGUACCUCAAUGACUCUUGUUUUCAGUUUCUGCAGGUUACAAAUUCAUAUCUUUUGCUGUGGUUGUUUGUGUUAUUGAACUUUAAUAUUAUGACGUUACAACAGAGAGUUGUAGGCAAACUGAAACAGUGAAUUCAACAUUAUUGGAUUAGUUACAUGUCAAGAUGGUAGCAUAAAUAGGAUAUAAAGCAUUUCAGUGCAUCAAAUUUAAUAGGUCUUCAAUUAAGAAUGGUGUGUUAGUAUUCCCAGACAUUAUUUAUACCUCAGAAUGGUCUGACUGUGACAUUACUAACAUAUUCAAAAGGAAUUCAUGUGUUUUCAUACACUUUUAAAGUGUGAUAUGAUUUGCAAUUAUAAAAAUAUUUGCUUUCCGAGUUCCAGUCAUGCGAACUGACUUGUCUGUUUAUCUCUCCUUUUUAGUGCAAUGUUAGUUAAUGUCUUUACAAAGAGCUCCACUGGCACUUGUUCUAAGAAUGUAUAAAGAAUGUCAAACUAAUCAAAACCGUGAAGCAAGUAACCCCCAGAGGGAGGAAGGGAUUUUUAAAAGUAACCAAUCACUGCUUUUUAUGAAAUGAAUGAAAUCUAUUUAGAACAUACAUUUUUAUGGUUGCCCUCUAACCUUAAUGUUUUGUGAUUUAAGGUAUGAUAAGGAAGGAAAAGACCUAAGCAAUAUCGGGAAAAACAUAUAAAGUUAAAAUUACAAAAAGACGACAUUUAAACAUUAAAUGUUUCAAAGGUUUUUUGAUGAAAAAUUGUGGGUGGUAUAUCAAAUUGGUCUGGAAUAUGUAAUUUUUAUAUAUCUACCCUUUAUUGUGCCAAAACUAUUACAUUAAAACAAGAUGACAUUUUAGGUAUGGUUUUUGGUGGACCACCCACUGGGAAUUUGACUCUUCCCAUAAGUUUUUGUAGUUUUUUUUUUGGGUGGUUAUGGAUUUAUUUUUGACUUUAGUAACCACACAGAUGAUAAACUCCAGAGUGUAAUUUUGUUUUGUGACUCAAUUCCCAAAUGUUGUAUCAUAAAAACACUGGGACGUAGUUAGUGUUUUUGUGUUUUUUCUCAAAAGUGCAAAUAAUCGAACAAUUAAAAUGACAAAUGUUUAGAUUUGUCAUAUGUUUGUUUUUCACCUGUGGUAUUAUGCUGUUCCUUUAUGUGUAUGUCUUUGUGAAAGUACAAUUUAAAAAAACAAAAAAAAGAAAGAAAUGAAUUUUGAAAUUUCUUUGAGAAUGCAAUGAAGUCCUCUAACACCGUCCCAAAAAACAGUAGAGAAAGACUCUUUUCUUUAUGUUUGCAUGGACAAGUAAUCCUGUUGCUUGCUAAAACCACCAAUAAUGAAGGUUUAUGUGCUGUGUCCUAAACAGCGAUAAUGUGAUUUAGUAUUGGAAAAUACUUCUCCCUGGCAAGAAUUGGGUGUUUUUGCAGGGAGAUCUUUACUUGAUGGAAAGCCUCCUGACUAACUAGAUUUUCAGUCAAUAAAAAUAAGCAGACUUUGUUGUCUGUCUAGCAUUGGGUUUGAAAAGAAACACCAUCAGGAAAUUAAAUUAACAAAUAAAACCUUGAAUAUUUAAGUUCAACUUACUUACUUACUACAUACUUGUCAACCAUCCAAAAGGGCAUAAAAUACAAGAACAAUCAAGUUCACACCCACAAUUGUAAGACAAAAGUGUUCUCAGCCUAGCUCUAGACCUCUACAUUGCAUCCACAUCUCUGAUUUGUUCAGUGAUUCAAACAGACUGAAGGAAGUGAAACAAAAUGGCAGUUCAGUCUGAUUCUCAGACUACACUUCCCUCGCUCUGUGCUUAGACUUCAGCAUGCUCAUUCUGUUGCAAGGUUCAUUUUUCUGUAGUCACAGAGUCACCUGUCAGCAGCGACAAAAUAUAAUGCUUUCAUGCAUUAAUUUUUAGGUUGUCUGUAAAGUUGUGGGUGUUUAUUGCUUGACUCUUAUUUAAAUCUGUAUGCUGAGUCACAGUACUGACAUGUUUUAAUAAGUCUGUGUCCAAGGGUAAGAGUAAACUGAUUCUAAUUCCCAUGCUUGUGAGGUUAGGAACAAAAAAGUGACGCUGUCUUUUGUAUAUUGACCACUAAGUGUCACUCUUGGUCCAGGCUUACAGGCACACUGACAUGCUACACCUACAUCAUCAUCAGCCAGCAACAUAGGCAUAUAAAGCCCUACAUAAAAUACCAGCUGUUGUAGACAUGGAAAUAAAGGAAGGAUGUUAAGAUCUGA